AUGGGCUCAGUGACGGCAAGUAAUGGGUAUUUGAGCCUCACACCAGAGUCACAACAAGACAAUUUAAGUAGUUCAUCAUCUUCUUCUUCACCAUUGUAUAAGGUUGCAAGGGUUUUGUAUCACCUCCCGGUGCUCGCCUGGCCGGCAUUUAUCUCCACCACCUUCACCGUUAGGAUUUCUGCCCUUCCAAAUACAACUGGAGCUGGAGACGGAAUGGCUUUUAUUUUUGCACAGGACACUAGUCCUUCUCCUCCUGAUAGCUAUGGCUCAUUGCUUGGACUCCUUGAUAGAUCAACUCAAGGUGGGGUGGUUAAACAAAUGGCAAUUGAGCUAGAUACUUUCAUGAACAACGGGUUUGAUGAUCCAGAUGGGAAUCACAUAGCGAUUGACACAAGAAGCAUAAUGAACCCAGUUGUGGCAAAGAGUCUCUACAUCUCAGGAAUUGAUCUCAAGAGUGGAAGAGACAUCAGAUUCACAAUUGCCUAUGAUGGUCGGGGUCAGAUCCUCCAAAUUUCUGCUGGGUACACUGAGAACCCAGCAGCACUGAUAAGCAUCCUCAACCAGUCAAUUGACAUGUCCAAAAUUGUCCCAAGCUCACAAUUUAUGUUGGCUUCACCGCCUCGACUGGGACCCUGCCAGAGACCCAUCAAGUCCAUGAUUGGGUUUUCACAUCAGUUGAAUUGCAAGGAAUACCCUUAG
Pyrus x bretschneideri (Chinese white pear) is the source of this 699-nucleotide messenger RNA. RefSeq names its product L-type lectin-domain containing receptor kinase VIII.2-like. Gene Ontology annotation, molecular function: carbohydrate binding. Lineage: Eukaryota; Viridiplantae; Streptophyta; Magnoliopsida; Rosales; Rosaceae. The record is from RefSeq and is a predicted model, not a curated record. The coding region runs from base 1 to 699 and encodes 232 amino acids. The transcript is spliced from 2 exons.